Molecule: messenger RNA, 778 nt
Organism: Ostrinia furnacalis (Asian corn borer)
Lineage: Eukaryota; Metazoa; Arthropoda; Insecta; Lepidoptera; Crambidae
Product: ceramide synthase 6-like
Exons: 6
Biological process (GO): ceramide biosynthetic process
Cellular component (GO): membrane
Molecular function (GO): sphingosine N-acyltransferase activity
Source: RefSeq, a predicted model, not a curated record
GGCGUAACCAACGACGUGUGGUGGUACUACACGAUAUCUUCAGCGUUCUACUGGUCGCUGAUGAUCUCUCAGUUCUGGGACGUCCGCCGCAAGGACUUCUGGCAGAUGUUCGUCCACCACGUGGCCACCAUCGCGCUGUUGUCCUUCAGCUGGGUCUGCAACCUGCACAGGAUCGGGACCUUGGUGCUGUGGUGCCAUGACCUGCCGGAUAUAUUUGUUGAGUCGGUGAAGGCGGCCAAGUACGCGAAAUACCAGAAGCUGUGCGACGCGCUGUUCCUCGUGCUCAUCGUGUCGUGGCUUGCCACGCGCGUCGGCAUCUUCCCCUUCUACAUCAUCCGCAGCACGUUGAUCCGCGCGCCGCAGCUGGUGCCGAUGUUCCCGGCGUACUACAUCUUCAACACGCUGCUGGUGCUGCUGCAGCUGCUGCACGUGGUGUGGACGUGGCUUAUCCUGCUCAUGGCCUACAACACCAUCAAGGCCGGACAGAUGGAAGGCGACAUUCGUAGCUCGAACUCGGAACUGAGCUCGUCGCCUCACGACUCGGGCCGCGCCUCGCCCACUGGAAACCACCUCAACCACAACCAUCACAAGAAUAAAUAGACUGAUUUAGAUUGAACUAUACAUUGGGAUAUACAACUAGCAGUCGUCUGCCGGACGGGUACUCCAUAUUCCUACCAUAUUGUUAUAUUUUUCGAUCCCUCUACUGUUUUUAUAAGGGAUUUACAUAGAUUAAUGCAGACUUCAACCGCAAUUUUUAGCCUUGUUACUUGUGUGUUGG